AUGAAAAUCAUAAUUUGUAAUAUGAUGGAAUAGCAUUUUGAGUUUUAGGUUAAUCCAAAUGAUACAGUACUCUAACUGAAAUAAUUAUUCUGUUAAAAAGAAGGCUCAGUUUUAGCAAAUUGUAGAUUAACUCAUGGAUAAAAUGAAUUGCAUGAUAAUCAAACAAUAUAAUAGUCAAAUCUUAAAGAUGGAGAUAUAAUUUAUCAUAGCAUGAACCUUGGAUUUUGA
Messenger RNA from Paramecium pentaurelia, 228 nucleotides. The record is from the annotation of a GenBank genome assembly. NCBI's taxonomy places the organism in Eukaryota, Ciliophora, Oligohymenophorea, Peniculida, Parameciidae.